CGCACAGAAACAUCUGGACUGGACCCGGAACCGCGGAGGACUUUUUGGGGGGGCUUUUUUUAUUUCUUCCUCCAAGUUUAACAUUUUUUGGGGGAUUUUUGUGCAUGCAGCUGAGCGCGAGCCUGACAUGGACUUGUGAGAGUGACUCCAGAGAGGAGUUGUAGUCGGGACUGUCUGUCUGUGUGCAGAAUUAAGAGACAGAAACUAAAAUGGAAAACAAGCGGUGAAAAAAAGCGCUCCAAGAAUCGACAAAAACGUCGAAAAAAACGUCCAAAAAGUUGCAAAGAAAAACCAUCCAAAAAGAGAGGUGAUGUUAGCGGUGCAUGGGCAGAUGGACGGGUCCCGACAGAGCGCCUUCCUCCUCAGCACCCCCCCUUUAGCAGCUCUGCACAGCAUGACGGAGAUGAAGACCCCGCUGUACCCGGCGUACCCGCUCUCCUCCCCGGGGCCGAACUGCUCCACAUCCCCGGCCACCACGUCCCCUAACCCGGGCGGGAUCGCCGUGUCUGUGUCCUCCCCGGGGAUAAACAUCAAGAGCUCCACGGGUGGGGGGCAUCUGUCCUCGGGGCUCGGAUCCCCGCAGCAGUGUUCCUCCGCGACCCCGCACGGAAUAAACGACAUCCUGAGCCGACCCUCCGCGGCCGCCGCCGCCGCAGCCGCGGCUUCUUGUUCUUCUGCGGCGGGGAUUCUGUCCGGUUUGCCCCGGUUCAGCAGCCUCAGCCCGCCGCCGCCCCCCGGACUUUACUUCAGUCCCGGGGCCGCGGCGGUGGCCGCCAGUGUGGCCCGGUACCCGAAGCCUCUCGCGGAGCUGCCGGGCCGGACGCCCAUCUUCUGGCCCGGAGUCAUGCAGAGCGCGCACUGGAGGGACGCCGCCAGGUUCGCGUGUUCACCGCAUCACAACUCGGUGCUGCUGGACAAAGACGGGAAGAGGAAACACACGCGGCCCACUUUCUCUGGACAGCAGAUCUUCGCUCUGGAAAAGACUUUUGAACAAACUAAAUAUCUGGCGGGGCCGGAGAGAGCGCGCCUGGCUUAUUCUCUGGGCAUGACCGAGAGCCAAGUCAAGGUGUGGUUCCAGAACCGGAGGACUAAAUGGAGGAAAAAGCACGCGGCGGAGAUGGCCACGGCCAAGAAGAAGCAGGACUCCGAGACGGAGAGGCUGAAGGGGACCUCGGACAACGAGGAGGAGGACGACGACUACAACAAGCCCCUGGACCCCAACUCAGACGACGAGAAGAUCACACAGCUGCUGCAGAAACACAAGCCGCUGCUGCUGCACACUUCAGACAACGACAGCUCCUAAAACACACACACACACACACACACACACACACACACACACACGCAUAUUAUAUAAAUAUAUACAGUAUAUCUGACUAUAUGUUCCCGCGGACUGAAAGAAAGGAACUCUCGGAGUCGCACAUUUCACCCUGUCGGGACACACAGAGGACUUUUACUUUGUAAAUACAAAAGCGUGAGUUGCAUCCAAAAAGCAAGAGAACUACAC
Messenger RNA from Sander lucioperca (pikeperch), 1507 nucleotides. It is a transcript of the gene nkx6-1, whose product is annotated as NK6 homeobox 1. Gene Ontology annotation, biological process: regulation of transcription by RNA polymerase II; cell differentiation. Gene Ontology annotation, molecular function: DNA-binding transcription factor activity, RNA polymerase II-specific; RNA polymerase II cis-regulatory region sequence-specific DNA binding. The record is from RefSeq and is a predicted model, not a curated record. Gene Ontology annotation, cellular component: nucleus. Lineage: Eukaryota; Metazoa; Chordata; Actinopteri; Perciformes; Percidae. The coding region runs from base 311 to 1303 and encodes 330 amino acids. The transcript has 3 exons.